AUGGAGGCCGAUAAAGUUGCAAAGUUUGCUAUACACGAAGCUUCUCGCGAAGGAAAAACUUCUGUUGUCGAAUCGCUCUUGAAUGCAAAUCCAAAACUUGCUUCUCUCAAGGAUGACGAUGAACGUCUGCCUAUACACUGGGCCGCUGCGUAUAACCGGUUACCAAUAGUGGAGCUACUGGUAGCCAAUAAAUAUUUCGAUCCAGAUGUCACAGAUGGGUCUGGAUGGACGCCGCUCAUGAUCGCCGCCAGCUUGAAAAACGAUGAAGGCGAGCAGGUCAUUGAUCUGUUACUACGCAAGGAAGCAGAUGUUAAUAUAAAAAGCUCCUCAGGACAGAAUGCCCUUCACUUCGCAGCUUCGAAGGCUAAUCUUUCUACUGUCAAAAAACUACUUGCUCAUAAGUGCAGCGCAAGGGUCAAAGACAAACGGGGUCAGUUGGCUUUACAUCGCUCUGCAGCCGUGGGCUCUAUUCCUAUAAUAAAGCUCUUGCUCAGGGAGGGCAAGAGUCCAAUCAAUGCCACUGAUGUUGACGGUCUGACGGUAUUGCAUCAUGCCAUUUCUGAGGGCCAUGGGGACGCAGCGAUAGUGUUGAUGAAAGAAGGGACGGAUCUCGAAAAGAGGGAUGUAGACGGGAAUUUGGCUAUUGAUCUGGCGCCGGAUACGAUGGUUCGAAAAUAUAUUCUUCAAACCGCAGAACGUGAGGGCAUAGAGUUGCCGUAA
This is a messenger RNA of Talaromyces proteolyticus, 720 nucleotides long. RefSeq names its product putative proteasome regulatory particle subunit. Gene Ontology annotation, cellular component: nucleus; cytoplasm. The record is from RefSeq and is a predicted model, not a curated record. Bases 1 to 720 code for a protein of 239 amino acids. Lineage: Eukaryota; Fungi; Ascomycota; Eurotiomycetes; Eurotiales; Trichocomaceae. The transcript has 6 exons. Gene Ontology annotation, molecular function: protein binding.